AUGACUUUGACGGAAUAUUUGGAGCGAACAAGCAAAUUUUACUCGGGGAACUACAAGGUCAUUCAAGAUGAUCAAACUGAAACUCCAUGGCUAUUCUGUAACAGUGAUUGGGAGCAGCCUGUUCAAAGAACAGAUUUUGCCUUCCGGGUUGUAGCUGCGUCUGAAGCAGCUGGUUCAGAAAUCAUCGAAGAGUUCAAGUCCGAAGAUGGCACAAGUCAGAAACUGAUAUUGACGGGAGUUGCCAUACAAGAUAUGGAUGAAUAUGAAAACGCUCUUUUCAACAAAGGAGAUCGAUCUUCACCGAACGAUGACAUCCCUUACUGGUCACAAGAUCUUAGGGAGUACACAUUCGGACCAGUCUAUGGUGACGAUCCUUCAACAUCAACGUACUGUGGAACAGACACUUCCGAUGCCGAGGAUAAGAACCUAGCUGAUGAUCUUAGUGAAGUGAAGGCUGCAAUCAUGAAACCAAACAAGAAACCAAAGACUUUAUCUUUUAGUGAUCCUGACAACAUCCUCGGAACCACGCCACUAAAUAAAGCAGUACCGGGACGACGUAAAUUGACAAAUAUUGAACUUGUUCGCAUGAACCCGGAAACUUUCGUUUGGUUUUGUGUUUCGUACUGGUAUUAUCUACAGGAUCCGAUCCCAAACAACGUGGUAGCUACGAACUUUCGAUACACAUUUCCAGCCGGCAAUGCUGUGAAGGUGGACGUUGUGGUUUAG
Messenger RNA from Sclerotinia sclerotiorum 1980 UF-70, 726 nucleotides. RefSeq lists its product with no specific name. The record is from RefSeq and is a predicted model, not a curated record. Bases 1 to 726 code for a protein of 241 amino acids. NCBI's taxonomy places the organism in Eukaryota, Fungi, Ascomycota, Leotiomycetes, Helotiales, Sclerotiniaceae. The transcript has 4 exons.